UGUCGUCAAAACAUUAUUUUUUCAACUUGUCGCAACGUUAUCUCCUUUUACGUCGUGAAUUUUCGAAAACUGGCAAUCAAUGAUCAACGAACGAAGAGGAAGAAUGAAGAAAAAAUUGUGAGGAGUUCAAUAAAGCGAGAGACGAAUCAGAGUAAUAAAAAUGUGCAAGAAAUUAACAAGACUGUCAAAGUGUGCAUCAUUGGCGGAGGAGUAACACCUCUUUAUACCGCUGUUCUUUUGAAACAAUAUCAAAUAAUUAAGGGGAUGCUGGAGUUGCUAGUGAACUAUUUUUUCACUAUAGAAAUGUGCCCGUGGAGGCUGGUGGCCGCUCUCAGGUUUCUCUCUGGUACGAGCAUGUCCGUGCCAUUGGCUGGUGGCGCCGACUCGCGCACCAUCGUUCCGCUGCUAUCACGAGCCGUGCCGUUCAAUCAAUUCACGAACGCGCAGCGUAAAACCCUGCUGCAAUCCUUCCGCACUGGUGACGAAGCGACGACGGAAUCUGUCGAUGAUGAUGGUCCAUCGUUAUCGUCCGGCACGGCUGCCGCAAAGUUAAUAAUCGCCCUCGCGUCUGGUCUAUGCGGAUUCGAGCACGUUAUCACUUGCGCUUACGCGCGAUCGAACGUACUACCGAUCUGCCGAUUUUUCACCAGCCAAGUGCAGCUGGGUCCGGAAGGUAUCAAGAGAAACUUGGGCUUGCCAAAAAUUUCGCCCGCGGAAGUGCUUCUUAUCGAGCAGGCGAUACCUCUUAUCAAUGAGCACAUAGACACUGCGAUCGCGGCAGUACAGAAUGAGAGGAUGCGAGCAAAGACACGAUAACGAAUCAUCAAUUUCAGAAAAGUCUAGCAGAGAAUUAGAUUGUCGAAUAUCGGUCCCAAUAUGCUUCAUGAACUAUGUCUCUUCCCAGGCAGCACAUAUUGGUUUCAAAACCGUUUCAUAAACGUUUUGCCGUAACGUUUCAUGACUAUUUUAUUAAAAC
Molecule: messenger RNA, 976 nt
Organism: Ooceraea biroi (clonal raider ant)
Lineage: Eukaryota; Metazoa; Arthropoda; Insecta; Hymenoptera; Formicidae
Product: malate dehydrogenase, mitochondrial
Biological process (GO): tricarboxylic acid cycle
Cellular component (GO): mitochondrion; cytoplasm
Molecular function (GO): L-malate dehydrogenase (NAD+) activity
Source: RefSeq, a predicted model, not a curated record